This is a messenger RNA of Chaetura pelagica (chimney swift), 1582 nucleotides long. RefSeq names its product nuclear respiratory factor 1 (gene NRF1). Gene Ontology annotation, cellular component: nucleus. The record is from RefSeq and is a predicted model, not a curated record. Gene Ontology annotation, biological process: regulation of transcription by RNA polymerase II. The transcript is spliced from 10 exons. Lineage: Eukaryota; Metazoa; Chordata; Aves; Apodiformes; Apodidae. Bases 19 to 1530 code for a protein of 503 amino acids. Gene Ontology annotation, molecular function: DNA-binding transcription factor activity, RNA polymerase II-specific; RNA polymerase II cis-regulatory region sequence-specific DNA binding.
CUCUGGCAGUAGCUAUUGAUGGAAGAACACGGGGUGACCCAAACAGAGCACAUGGCCACCAUCGAGGCCCACGCAGUGGCCCAGCAGGUGCAGCAGGUCCAUGUGGCCACCUACACAGAGCACAGCAUGUUGAGUGCGGAUGAAGAUUCACCAUCAUCACCAGAGGACACAUCCUAUGAUGACUCUGACAUCCUCAACUCCACGGCGACCGACGAGGUCACUGCCCACCUGGCUGCAGCAGGCCCUGUGGGGAUGGCAGCAGCUGCUGCUGUGGCAACGGGCAAGAAACGGAAGCGACCCCACGUGUUUGAGUCCAACCCCUCCAUCCGCAAGAGGCAACAGACGCGUUUGCUACGGAAGCUGAGAGCCACGCUGGAUGAGUACACCACCCGAGUGGGGCAGCAGGCCAUCGUCCUGUGCAUCUCACCCUCCAAACCCAACCCUGUCUUCAAAGUAUUCGGUGCUGCACCCUUGGAGAAUGUGGUCCGCAAGUACAAGAGCAUGAUCUUGGAAGACCUGGAGUCGGCGCUGGCCGAACACGCUCCCGCGCCCCAGGAGGUUAACUCAGAGCUGCCACCUCUCACCAUCGAUGGCAUCCCUGUCUCAGUGGACAAGAUGACCCAGGCACAACUGCGAGCUUUCAUCCCUGAGAUGCUGAAGUAUUCCACGGGUCGGGGGAAACCAGGCUGGGGCAAGGAAAGCUGCAAGCCCAUCUGGUGGCCUGAGGACAUUCCAUGGGCCAACGUUCGCAGCGACGUCCGCACAGAGGAACAGAAGCAGCGGGUGUCGUGGACCCAAGCUCUGCGGACCAUCGUGAAAAACUGCUACAAGCAGCACGGGCGUGAGGACCUGCUCUAUGCCUUUGAGGACCAGCAGACACAGCAGCAAACAACCACCACGCACAGUAUAGCCCACCUGGUGCCCUCACAGACAGUGGUACAGACCUUCAGUAACCCUGAUGGCACCGUGUCCCUCAUCCAGGUUGGCACUGGUGCCACAGUGGCCACGCUGGCCGACGCCUCCGAGUUGCCAACCACAGUGACCGUCGCACAAGUCAAUUACUCUGCAGUGACUGAUGGAGAGGUGGAGCAGAACUGGGCAACGCUACAGGGGGGUGAGAUGACCAUCCAGACGACGCAGGCAUCGGAGGCCACGCAGGCGGUGGCAUCGUUAGCAGAAGCAGCAGUGGCAGCAUCUCAGGAGAUGCAGCAAGGAGCAACUGUUACCAUGGCACUCAACAGUGAAGCAGCUGCCCACGCAGUAGCCACGCUGGCUGAAGCCACUCUCCAAGGUGGAGGACAAAUUGUCCUAUCUGGUGAAACUGCAGCAGCAGUAGGAGCACUUACUGGAGUCCAAGAUGCCAAUGGUCUCGUCCAGAUCCCUGUCAGCAUGUACCAGACCGUGGUGACCAGCCUGGCCCAGGGCAAUGGCCCCGUGCAGGUGGCCAUGGCACCCGUGACCACCAGGAUAGCGGACAGUGCUGUCACCAUGGACGGGCAGGCUGUGGAAGUGGUGACCUUGGAACAGUGACCAUGGCCACACCAGGAUCAUGGGUGAUCUCUAUGAUUCUUUUUUUUUUUUU